AUGACGGCUUACCAGGACAAAUCCAGGCAUCAAAGAACAACCAAGCCCGCCUGGCGACCAACAUUCCACCUAACAGCGCCCCAUGGCUGGCUAAACGACCCCUGCGGCCUAGGGUACGAUCCCACAACCGGACUCUACCAUUUGUCCUUCCAAUGGAACCCGAAAGAAAACGACUGGGGUAACAUCUCCUGGGGACAUUCUGUCUCCCGGGAUCUUGUCGAAUGGGAGACGUCACCGGUUCCGUGUUUAAAGCCGUCUACUCAAUAUGACCGCUGCGGUGUUUUUACGGGGUGUUUGCGUUCUACCGAUAUCGAUGGGAAUCCUGGUGCCCUUACACACUUGUACACAUCUGUGGGACAUCUGCCUAUCCAUUACAGUUUGCCGUAUACCACCGGUUGCGAGACGCUGAGUAUGGCAGUCUCGCGAGAUGGCGGGAAAACAUGGAAACGCCCAGAUUGCAACCCGAUAUUACCAGGUCCACCGGAAAAGGUGAACGUGACUGGUUGGAGAGAUCCGUAUAUCAGUUCGUGGCCGACAAUGUGCAGCGGGUCAGACAGUGACCUUUACGGAUUCAUCUCCGGUGGCAUCGCUGCAAAGACCCCGACUGUGUUCGUGUACUCUGUUAACCCCAAGGAUUUGCGUGAAUGGAAGUACAUUGGACCGUUGGUUGAUGUUGGGUUGAACUUUCAGCCGUCGAGGUGGUCUGGUGAUUUUGGUGUUAACUGGGAGGUUGCGACGCUGGCGACGUUAUCCGAUGAUGAAGGAACUUCGAGAGAUUUCGUUGUAGUGGGGACAGAGGGUUGCAAGGAGACUGGGCACCAGCCAAAGCGAGCGCCACGAGGCCAGCUUUGGAUGUCUGUUAACCCUCGCCCUGAGGGAAGAAGCACAUCAGGCGCCCUCACAACCUAUGGAUUCGCCGGAAUCUUCGACCACGGCUGUUUCUACGCCGCCAAUGCCUUUUUUGAUCCGGUUACACGCAGACAGAUCGUUUACGGUUGGAUCAUGGAGGAAGAUUUGCCAGAUGCCCUCCGUCAUCCGCAGGGCUGGAGCGGACUUAUUUCCCUCCCGAGAGUUAUGAGUUUGAUGACAUUACGGCAUGUGAAGAGGGCGCGUCGAUCUGAGUUGAAAUCGAUUACUUCGAUUGAAACGGAGGGGGAUGCAAGAACUGGGACGUGUACUAUUCGGACAUUGGGUGUACAGCCUGAUCCGAGACUCGAGAAGCUUCGUGCAAAUGCGAGCAGGAGGCAAACUGAUGGUUCAGGAUUGAAGCCGGAAAAAUUCACAUUACCCUUGACGACGUCCAAAUGGGAACUGGAUGCUGAGUUCGCCGUUGGAAAUCAAUGUACGAGCGUUGGUGUAGAGAUUGACCAUGGUGAUUCAAAUUACACAACCCUUACCUGGACCCCAUCAACCGAAACCUUCCAAAUCAACCGCCCCAACCCUAUGCCCGACUCCAAUAUCAACAACUUCCCCGAAAAAGCUCCUCACACCCUCUUCACCACUUCAGACCCAGAAACCGGCACGGAAAGCGAAGAACCACUGCGCAUACACGCGUACUUCGACAUGAGCGUCCUAGAGAUAUUCGUGAAUGACCGGACGGUCAUCUCGACUAGAGUUUAUCCGUUACACGAGCAAUGCGCUGGUGUACGAUUCUUCGGAGAUGCAAACACCACACUAUUACGCGCAGAUGUAUGGGAUGGAUUGGGUGUUAUGCAUUAA
Aspergillus glaucus CBS 516.65 is the source of this 1719-nucleotide messenger RNA. RefSeq names its product glycoside hydrolase family 32 protein. Gene Ontology annotation, molecular function: sucrose alpha-glucosidase activity. The coding region runs from base 1 to 1719 and encodes 572 amino acids. The transcript has 2 exons. Lineage: Eukaryota; Fungi; Ascomycota; Eurotiomycetes; Eurotiales; Aspergillaceae. Gene Ontology annotation, biological process: sucrose catabolic process. The record is from RefSeq and is a predicted model, not a curated record.